This is a messenger RNA of Thermochaetoides thermophila DSM 1495, 786 nucleotides long. Its product is annotated as 6-phosphogluconolactonase-like protein. The record is from RefSeq and is a predicted model, not a curated record. Gene Ontology annotation, molecular function: 6-phosphogluconolactonase activity. The transcript has a single exon. Gene Ontology annotation, biological process: pentose-phosphate shunt; carbohydrate metabolic process. Bases 1 to 786 code for a protein of 261 amino acids. NCBI's taxonomy places the organism in Eukaryota, Fungi, Ascomycota, Sordariomycetes, Sordariales, Chaetomiaceae.
AUGACAAAACAGGCCAACCUCUACGCCUUCCCUACCAUCGACGCCCUUGCGGCCGCUCUCCGUGCUUAUGUCAUUUCGUGCCAGGAUGCUGGUCUGCAGCGCCAUGGCGUCUUCAAGGUCGCCGUCUCGGGUGGCUCCCUUCCCAAGACACUAGCUCAGGCCCUUCUGGCUCCUCCUUCCUCUGAAACGGAUGUGAUCAAGUGGGACAAGUGGGAGAUUUUCUUCGCCGACGAGCGUGCGGUGCCCCUCGAUCAUCCCGACUCUAACUAUGGUUUGCUCAAGGCCGAGCUCCUUGACAAGCUUCCCGAGGGCGUUGCUCCGUUCAAAGUGCAUACCAUCGAUCCUGAAGCUCUUGAAGACACCCAGGAGCUGGCCGACCGCUAUGAACAGGCGCUUGUUCAGAGUUUUGCCAGCCGUGACUCGGUCAAGCUGCCUAUCUUCGACCUUUUGCUGCUCGGCUGCGGUCCUGAUGGUCAUACCUGCUCGUUAUUCCCUGGUCACCCACUGCUGCGUGAGUCAGACGCCUGGGUUGCCCCCAUUGAGGAUUCGCCUAAGCCGCCGCCGCGUCGCGUUACUCUCACCCUGCCUGUUGUGAAGCAUGCUGUGAGGAUCGCGUUUGUGGCUACGGGUGGCGGGAAGAAGGAAAUUAUGAAAGAGAUCUUUGAGCAGGGCAACGGGCUGCCUUGUGCGCUGGUUAAUGAAGGUACAGGGGAGAGGUGCAGCUGGUUUGUGGACAACGCUGCGGUUGAGGGCGUCAGCUAUCCCCGCAGGCCAUUCAGCCUGUAG